Molecule: messenger RNA, 2059 nt
Organism: Sardina pilchardus (European sardine)
Lineage: Eukaryota; Metazoa; Chordata; Actinopteri; Clupeiformes; Clupeidae
Gene: rnaseh1
Product: ribonuclease H1
Exons: 8
Coding region: 317-1273 (318 amino acids)
Biological process (GO): DNA replication, removal of RNA primer
Molecular function (GO): magnesium ion binding; RNA-DNA hybrid ribonuclease activity; nucleic acid binding
Source: RefSeq, a predicted model, not a curated record
GCACCGUGAAAAAGGAUAAAUACGGAUGUAAACAGGAUCAGUUGAACUUGAAAUCACAUGGAACGACUUUGAAUAGCUAAAAAUACGCAAGUGGAAGCCCAGAUACCGAGCCUGAAUACAGUUUAGUUUCAUUAGACAAACGUUAGGUAGGUUGAAACUGCUGUCAAAGAGUCGUUAUGCUAUCCCUCUAAGGUAAUGCUAGUCUAGAGAUAGCUAGCAAACGCUAGCAUUUGUGAUUGGAGAGGACAACGUGCCUCGAUCAUCAACACAUGUCAUGCAUUUUAAAAAUGCUCGUGUAAAUUAGUUGUGCAGCUUGAUGUGGGGAGUGACUAGACUGUGUUUAAACAGGCUGUGUAACGUUAGGGGCUUUUGCAGUCUUGCAGAAGAAAUGGGCAAGAAAGGGACAUUCUUCUACGCCGUGAGGAAGGGACUUCAGCCUGGCGUGUACAAUACUUGGGAUGAAUGCAAGAGUCAAGUCGACAAGUUUCCAUGCGCAAGUUAUAAGAAGUUUGCGACGGAAGAACAUGCCUGGGAGUUUGUGAGGAGCCUAGCAACAACAUGCUCGUCCGUUAAAGAGGUUAAAGCAGAAUCCAGUAGUUGUGACAUUGAGCUCCCCAAAAGAGCCCCCAGCUAUGAGGCCACGAUGGCAGCUGUGAUGGGAGGCUUAAAGAGGAAACUGGGUAAUGUGAAUGAAGAGGAGGAGAAGAAAGGAGAGGGGGAUGAAGUGGACGGGUGUGCUGCUAAACGGGUGAAGGCGGCAGAAGACAAGCCCCAGAACACUAGCCCAGCACCUGCUGAAAAGACUGACUUCACCUACAUGGGUGAUGCUGUGGUGGUCUACACAGAUGGCUGUUGCGAGGGCAAUGGGAAGGUUGGAGCUCGGGCAGGAAUCGGGGUGUACUGGGGACCCAACCAUCCCUUAAAUGUUGCAGACAGACUGAGUGGCAGACAGACCAACCAGAGAGCUGAGAUUCAGGCUGCCUGUAAAGCUCUGGAACAGGCCCGAGACCAGAAAAUCAAGAAGCUGGUGCUGUACACCGACAGCAAGUUCACCAUCAAUGGGGUCACCAGUUGGGUGAAGAAGUGGAAGCUGAAUGGCUGGAGGCUAAAGGGAGGGGGCAAGAUCAUCACCAAGGAGGACUUUGAGCGCCUGGAUGCACUGAACCAGGAGCUGCAGGUGGUGUGGCAACACAUCCCAGGCCACGCAGGCUUCAGUGGGAACGAGGAAGCUGACCGACUCUCCAGACUAGGGGCUGCCAAACCUCUGGAGUAGCCCACAAAAGAGUCCCUUACGCGGCCGUCUCCCACCAGACCUGCCCCUCCUCCACCAUGAUGUCUUCUUUAGACGAGGAGGACCAUCCCCGGGUUCCAAAGACCCAUCUGGGCAGUCUACAAUCUAGCAAGAGUCAGAAAAGCUUUCCUCUGUCCACCACAUUUCCUGUUCAGCCCCUGUCUCUGCCUGGUGUGCACCAGCAGGUCAUGCAGAGGUAUACGAGUGCCUAAGCAAUGUCCACCUUCAGAUGUGCACUUUCAAAAUGGGCAGGUGUAAAACACAUGCUCUACUGUGCUUGUUUUGCACCCAUCCCGAUGUCCUAUGAAGUUUAAGAGUAGCUAUUAUGUUGAUCUGGCGAGAUCUGCUUGUUCUAAAGCAUGUGAAGAGUAGCUCGUCAUCCUCUCACUGCCGUACUAAGUGAAGUGAACGUAAUUCACGGACCAUGAUCUCAUCAGUGAAGUUCUCUUUUAUAAGGUGUCCUGCCUUAUUCAGUGCUAGCAGAGCUCUACGGUGGCUCAGUUCAGGCCUUUAUGGUACUGUAGGUGUUUUAGUGGCAAACCAAGGUAAGAGAACCCAGAGGAAGUAUAAUAAAACAGCCCCCAGGCAUCAAUCUCCAAACUAAACAGCCAACAUAUGUAAGGGAGGAGUUAUACUAAUGCACUUAGAGGCAAUGCAAUACAAAUACAAAUAUUUGUAUUUGUUUAAAUGCAAAUGCUAUUCUUUUAAUUUAUGGCUAUUGUUUUGUCUUUUGAUUGUUAAAUAAAGUUAUUUGUUGUCAGUUUUAAA